Messenger RNA from Rotaria sp. Silwood1, 1548 nucleotides. The record is from the annotation of a GenBank genome assembly. Lineage: Eukaryota; Metazoa; Rotifera; Eurotatoria; Philodinida; Philodinidae.
AUGCGACUCUAUCCAGUGAAUAUUGCCGAUGAUUCAAUGAAACGAGAGCAAACUAUUUUGGCUAUCAUUAAUGAAACCACUAGUAGUGAUUAUAAAGUCAAUAUUUGGCCAAAAAUUAUGUCAAUUAGCCGUAUACCAGACUUAGUCGAACAAAUAUUACCUAGCAAUGAACAUGAACGUUUAUUAUUAGCAAUCGAAAAAUUACAAUUUAGAUUCGAGCUUCAGCCUCACCGUUUCCUAAUUCAUCAAUUGGUUCCAGCUUCAACGACAUGUUUUGUAUGUCAUAAUCGAUUAGAAGAACCAAAGUUCGAUGAAAUUAGUAGUAUUAUUACACGUGAUAAUGUUUAUUCUUGUGUCAUGUAUAAAAUUGAUUGUUGUGAUCUUGUUUAUAAAUAUGGUCAUGUACGUAAUCGUCGGACACGAGAACGAUUUGUAACACCUGAUGCAAUUUUCAAUCAAAAAUUUUUACAUUUAUUUGAUCAUAUUGUAUAUGAACGUCGAUUAGUAGUUGCAUUUACAAAUCUUGUUUAUGAAGCCGCAACAAAUUUCCAAUCCUACACGAAUGCAACAAAUUCGGAUAUUGAUCAAAAUCGGAAUUUGAAUGGUGAAUCUGCAAUCAAUAACAAAUUAAACUCCAAGUGUUUUUCAGUGACAUGGACUUGGUUUGAAAUAUGUCGAUAUCUUUUUUUUAUGACAGAUCUAACUAUGGUACAAGUUCCAGAUGUUAUUCAACGCUUGUCCCAUGAUUUAUAUUAUGAAGUAAAUGCACCAUUCUUUUAUGAAUUAUUUGUGAAAUUUUGGUCCCGACACGAUCAAGUACAAGGUUGCAAAUGUCAAUCAAAAGAUCAAUGUAUGCUUAAUUUCGUAUUCGACACACAUAUGAAAGCUCAUCGUUUGGUAUGUGCAUAUACUAGUUCCUGUGAUGAAUCAGUACCCGAGCUUGGUGCUGUAGCUAUUGGCUGCCCUCGUAUGCCCCUUCGAUCUUCGUCAGUGAUCUUGAAAAAUAUGACUGAUGCAGAAAAAGAUAAAUGCAAACAAUACUGUGAGCACCACUAUAAAUAUGCUCUGAAUCUGAAUAUACUACAAAAUCCGAAUAUUCAGAAAGCUAUUGAACUUGAUCAAAUUGCCGAAGACUUUUAUGAUAAUGAUAUAUGCACAGUCCAUCGUGAUAAUGAUGAUAGGGAACAUAAACGACGAACAGCAGGAUUCAUGGCUGUUGUUUCAAAUUGUAAUGUUAUCAUUGGAUGGGGCGAAAGCGUGCGCUCCGAAGGUAUGCGUCGAUGGAUAUAUCAACUACUCAAAAUGCUUCAUUUACAAGGAAAGCUACCACCUGCUGCAGCCUAUGAUUCAGCUUGUACUUUCGUUGCAUAUUUGAAAAGCCAAUAUGAUAAUCCUUAUCUAGCAAAAAAAUCCAAUAUUCAACCUCCAAUAAAUAUUCUAUAUCCAUGGACUCAAGUAAUGGUGUCUAGCGUUGGUGCAUUAUCAGAGGAUGAAGCAGAACAACAAUCAGAUGAAGAGAAUCAAGAUAAUGCUGACAACAACACUUAA